GAGCUUGAAGAGACGGAGAGAGAGAGAGAGAGAGAGAGAGAGAUGGAGGCGGAGCUGGUGGAGGUGUUCCAGCUGGCGAGCAGAGCCGCGGACGCGACGGCCGCGGACGGGAACGGCGGAGGGGACGACGACGAGGAGGAGGAGGAGGAGCGGCGGUGCAUCGACGCCUUGAAGCGCCUCAAGUCCUUCCCCGUCACUUCUCAGGCCCUCGUCUCCACUCAGGUCGGGAAAGGUCUUAGACGCCUUACAAAACAUCCUAGGAAGAAGAUACAAGCUUUUGCUUCCGACUUGAUUCAGCUAUGGAAACAGAUUGUUAUGGAGGAAUCAAAUGGUUGCAAGAAGAAUGGCAGUGUGGAUCAUAAUGAGUCUGCAAAACCCAGGGAGAGUAAGGUUAAAAAAUCCUCCUCUUUCCGGAUUGAGGGGAUUCCCAAGUAUGAAGCAACAAAGGUAAGGAAAACCGAGCGAAAUGGUACUCCUGGUUCCGAGAAGAUGUCAAGGUUGGAUGUUGGUGUUACUGAGAAAGUGGUCUGUAAUAGGAUUCUGCAAGGAAGUGUCAAGGUUGAAACGAUCACUGCAACUAAGGAAGAGACACCAAAUUGUCGCGUGAACAAAUUGUCACCUCAUCCUGCUCAGCCGCUGUCUGCUUCUGUGACUAAAUGCGACGAUCCGAUGAGGGACAGAGUACGGGAGCUUCUUUUUGAGGCUCUGUCCAGAGUUUCUGGUGAAGCCAGCAAAGACAUCAUUGACGAAGUGAAUGCAUGUGACCCAUCUAGCAUCGCUGUUUCAGUUGAGUCAACCAUGUUCCAGAGUUGGGGUCGUAUGAACGGCGCCCACAAGGUGAAGUACAGGUCCCUAAUGUUCAAUAUUAAGGAUCCCAACAACCCAGAUUUCAGGAGAAAAGUUCUUCUCGGUCAUGUCAAGCCGGAGAGGCUCCUAAACAUGACCACGGAAGAAAUGGCUAGUGAUGAGAGGCAACUUCAAAAUCAACAGAUAAAGGAGAAAGCUUUGUUCGAGUGUGAGCUAGGAGCCGCACCGAAAGCUACAACUGAUCAAUUCAAGUGUGGCCGAUGCGGCCAGAGAAAAUGCACUUACUACCAGAUGCAGACGAGGAGCGCGGACGAACCAAUGACGACGUAUGUCACUUGUGUUAACUGCAAUAACCAUUGGAAGUUCUGUUAAGAUCACUUGCUUAGGAGCUGUUAGGACAUGUUGAUGGCAUGACUGGUUCAUUGCACUCGCAUUCCUAGAAGAGAGAGGUUUAGUCUGUUUAAUCUUUUAGGAUAGUUAAUCUUGUGAACUGCAAGUUUGAGCAGCUCGUUGUUACUGGAUUUGUAGGAACGUGUUCUAGUUACUUUUCGUUAA
Messenger RNA from Syzygium oleosum, 1362 nucleotides. Its product is annotated as transcription elongation factor TFIIS-like. Bases 43 to 1179 code for a protein of 378 amino acids. Lineage: Eukaryota; Viridiplantae; Streptophyta; Magnoliopsida; Myrtales; Myrtaceae. The transcript has 2 exons. Gene Ontology annotation, biological process: DNA-templated transcription; transcription elongation by RNA polymerase II. Gene Ontology annotation, cellular component: nucleus. The record is from RefSeq and is a predicted model, not a curated record. Gene Ontology annotation, molecular function: zinc ion binding; nucleic acid binding.